This is a messenger RNA of Physcomitrium patens, 1350 nucleotides long. Its product is annotated as chlorophyll a-b binding protein CP26, chloroplastic. Lineage: Eukaryota; Viridiplantae; Streptophyta; Bryopsida; Funariales; Funariaceae. Gene Ontology annotation, cellular component: membrane. The record is from RefSeq and is a predicted model, not a curated record. Gene Ontology annotation, biological process: photosynthesis, light harvesting.
CAGGGCCGAACUCAGCCAGCCAUUGGAGACUGCUACGCCUUAUCCGAAUCCAUUGGUCACCAGCUUGUGGCGGACGGACGCCAUGGCCACUACGCUUUGCUUCAUCUUCCUCGUCGCGCCGCCUCCUUUGCACAUUCUCUGUCCUCGUUAUUGAUCGCGUCCUCCACUCCCCCUGAGUCGUCGCUGUGGGGUUCCCUCUUUGGGUGAGGAGUAAUGGCAGCCAUGGCAGCAGCGAAGGCUGAGUUUCUGGGGCAGUCCCUGGUGGGCAGCCAGAGCGAGGUGGUUGGCCAGAGGAAGGAGGCCAUGCGCACCGUGGCUCUGUUCAACAAGAAGGACGCUGGAAAGGCAGCCGCGCCAGUGAAGAAGGCCGCUGGAAAGGCAGCCAGCGCUGUGAAGAAGGCGAACACUAAGGUGAAUGUUCCCAGCAACGAGGAGUUGGCCAAGUGGUACGGUCCUGAUAGGAGGAUUUACUUGCCCGAGGGUCUUUUGGCCAAGGAUGAGAUUCCUGCGUACCUCACCGGAGAAGUCCCCGGAGACUAUGGAUACGAUCCCUUCGGUUUGUCAAAGAAGCCAGAGGACUUCGACAGGUACCAGGCAUACGAGCUGAUCCAUGCGCGUUGGGCUAUGUUGGGAGCCGCUGGGUUUGUUCUUCCCGAGGCAUUCAACAAGUUCGGAGCCGUCUGCGGCCCUGAAGCCGUCUGGUGGAAGACUGGAGCAUUGCUGCUGGAAGGUGACUCCAUCAAGUACUUCGGAGCCACCGUUCCCAUCAACCUGGCCGCCGCCGUGAUUGCCGAAGUUAUCCUGGUUGGAGGAGCUGAGUACUACAGAUCGACUAACAAGUCUCCCCUCGGAUCGGACUUGGAUAGGCUGCACCCAGGAGGUGCAUUCGACCCUUUGGGGCUUGCAAAGGACCCCGACCAGUUCGCGCUGUUGAAGGUGAAGGAGAUCAAGAACGGGAGGUUGGCUAUGUUUUCGAUGCUGGGGUUCUUCGUCCAGGCAUACGUGACUGGAGAGGGACCGGUGGAGAAUUUGGCUGCACACUUGAGCGACCCAUUCGGAAACAACUUGCUGACCGUCAUCCAGGGUACUGCUGAGCGGACUCCCAGCCUUUAAGCAAGAAAAGCUGGAUAUGUAGUGACUGCCGAGGAUUGGGAAUGUAUAGACCUAGGAGAUCUUAAUGCACGAAGCUCGUUGCUUGGAGAAAAUUCAUCGUACAUAUUGGAUAUGUGAAAGACAAUGCAGUUAGAAAACCUGCUUUCCUUUGCGUUAAUUUAGCUUCGCUUUGAAGACUGAGUUUUUCAAAUUGAAGUGAUGACUCUUUUAAACUAACCAAGUCCACGAUUAUCGAUA